CUCUCUCUCUCCCCCUCCCCUGCCCUGUGUAGUCGGAGCGAAGGCGACAUGGCCGGCUCGCAGCCGAGCAUCCGCCGAUGGACGACGAAGCACGUGGCACGCUGGCUGCGCGAGGAGGGCUUCUGCGACUACGUGGACCUGCUGUGCAACAAGCACCGGCUGGACGGCCUGAGCCUGAUGGCGCUGAGCGAGUACGACCUGCGCUCGCCGCCGCUGGAGCUGCAGGUGCUGGGCGACAUCAAGCGGCUCAUGGUGUCGCUGCGGCGCCUGCAGAAGCAGCACGUCGACGUGCUGGAGGAGCUGGGACUCACCUGCGACGGACACUCCCUGCAGGGCGGCGGCGGCGGCGGCGGCGGCAGUGACUGGCUCUGCAACGGAGACUCUGGGCGCGAUUAUGAAGGCUCGCCGAGCAACGGCGGCGGUGCGGAUCACCAGUACCACCAGUGUUACCAGUACAGCAACGGCAAACACAAGCAGCAGGGCCGGCGGCUGGACCCGGAGUACUGGAAGACCAUAGUGAGCUCGAUGUACGUGAUGGUGGUGUUCGGGUUCACCUCCUUCGUCAUGGUGAUCGUGCACGAGCGGGUGCCUGACAUGCGCACCUACCCUCCCCUGCCUGACAUCUUCCUGGACAGCGUGCCGAGAAUCCCGUGGGCCUUUGCCAUGGCCGAGGCGUGUGGGGUGAUCCUGUGCAACAUUUGGCUGUUGGUUCUGCUUCUGCACCGGCACAGGUCUAUCCUCCUGCGGCGGCUCUGUAGCCUGAUGGGGACAGUGUUCAUGCUGCGCUGUGUCACCAUGUUUGUCACCUCCCUCUCUGUGCCGGGCCAACAUCUCCAGUGCUCAGGAAAGAUGUAUGGUGACAUGUGGGCCAAGCUGCACCGUGCCAUAGCCAUCUGGAGUGGGUUUGGAAUGUCCCUCACAGGCGUCCACACAUGUGGAGACUACAUGUUCAGCGGCCACACGGUGGUUAUCACCAUGCUCAACUUCUUUGUCACUGAAUACACUCCUAGGAACUGGAAUUUCCUCCACACCCUCUCCUGGGUCCUCAACCUGUUUGGCAUCUUCUUCAUCCUGGCCGCGCACGAGCACUACUCCAUCGACGUCUUCAUCGCCUUCUACAUCACUACCAGACUCUUCCUGUACUACCACACACUGGCCAACACGCGCGCUUACCAGCAGAGCCGGCGCGCCCGCAUCUGGUUCCCCAUGUUCUCCUUCUUCGAGUGCAACGUCAACGGGCCUGUACCCAACGAGUACUGCUGGCCCUUCUCCAAGCCCACAUGCAUAAGGAGAUUAAUCGGGUAAAGUUCGUCUGUGCGGCUCCAACUGGUACAGAAGCUGCUGGAAAGGAGCGAGAGAGAGAGAGAGAGAGAAAGAGACUUCAGAAGGGCACAUGCUGAGAUUGAGGUGUCAUGUCAGUGUCUCGAGCUGCCAGAUUGUUUGCAAUAUCUUUCUUUUGUAUUUUCUUUUGUUUUUGGGAGGAGAGAGUUGCUUAAUGUUUUAAUUUUUUCAAUAAUUAUUAUUUGUUUUGGCACAUAGCCUAACCCUGCCAUAUUUCCUCCUGUGGUCUGCUGGGUGGCUCAGCAGUUGGAGUGGUUACCCCACUGCGGUGGACCUGGUAAAAGGGAUUAAACUAAAUUUGUCGGCUCCUCCGCAAGCUUGAAAAUCUGAGUCUCACAAGGGUUUUAGGAAGAAAAAAGAGAAAUAGCCACGUUCUUUAAACGAAAUACAACACAAACAGGAAAAACACAGAACCUAAUUUGCCAUUAGACAGAUGAAAAAUGACGCAAUCAUGAAUGAUGACUCAGAAAAGCCUUAGGAUAUUAAACAUAAAACAGGGUUUCAAUUGAGAGACUGUUUAUGAAAACAGACUUGUCAAGCCAUCAUGCAUGGCCAUUUUAUUGUGUCAACAUAUGUUCAGUAAACCAGAGAACAGUAUUACAUGUACAGAAAUAAAUGGAAAGUUUUGUGUUACAAGAAUUCAUAAGAUAUGGUACCUUUUUUUAUUAUGAUGCAUUCCGUCAAACCCUGUCAUAAAAUUGUAUUAACUAGAUACAUUAAUUUGGAACUCUGAUGAAACAGUAUUGACAGUCAUUUACUAACCAUGUGACUAAUGUUUCCAUUAACAGAAAUAUUUUAUUUAGAUGCUGAAGUAGAUUGUGCUUCUUAUUUGCCAACUUGCGCACAGAGCUUUCGCAUUCCUUAACAAACUCCUGAUACUAUUUGAGCAGUCAUUGACUGCUUUUGCUAAAAAAAAAAUGAAAGAAGUAUGUUUUUUUUUUUUCUUUUCUUUUUUUUAAAAAUGGCUGCUGUGUUUGUGAAGCAGAAUGUCAGAUUCCCUUAUACUUGUGCUGUUGUCGUUUUGCCUUGCUGUUGCUGUCAAAAUCAUGUUUUGUUUGAAAAGGAUCUGGACACUGUCCCAAUGAUCAAGCCUAUUGACGCCAAAAUAUGGAGAGAACACGGUGAACAUAUUUGUCUUAAUGAUCAUCCUGUUUGCCAAUUUUGUUUGGAUGUUGUAUAUUGUGUACAAAAAGGUUUAUUGGGUAAUGUUUUGAGGGUUUUUUUUUUUUGCCGUUGUAUUUGCUGCAUUGUAAUGUCACGUGUUAAAGGUAUGGGUUGGUGUACCUUUUUUGUUUACAAUUUACAGGUGCAAUUUGCAGUAUGACGACAACCACGUGUCCCUGUGAAAAAAGAAAAAUGAAAAUACUGCAGCAAUGUUUGUCCUUCCUAGACUCUUUGAAACUGUUUGUCUUAAUUUAUUGAUGUGUAUGUCAAAGGAUAAAGGGUAUUGUUUUCUACAUUUAAACAUUAAUUCAGAAGGUACCAACUAACACUGGAAUAGCUACAAAAGUAAAUGGAGCAUUUUCUAUGCAGAAAUGGCCACAUAACACUUUAUAACACUGUAAAUUAUGGCUACUUUGUUAAACCAAUCUACACAACAAAAUGUCAACCUGUUACAGGUGUAGCCAUAUGUGCCCUGCGUUAGGAAUUGUUAAAAUACCAUGGCUGAAUUGAAUUAAUUUUGUUUAAGACAAAUGGCAGUUGUUUUGAAAUGGUUUUGAUCAACCUAAUCAUAUGAGGACUUAGCAAUAAUUUGUUUAACCCCAGCUAGUUCUUAGUUUGUUGAAUAGGCCUGUUGAAUAUUUUCUGUAAAUUAAAACGGUCUGACACUAUUAAAACAGUUUACAAUUGA
This is a messenger RNA of Clupea harengus (Atlantic herring), 3193 nucleotides long. The record is from RefSeq and is a predicted model, not a curated record. Lineage: Eukaryota; Metazoa; Chordata; Actinopteri; Clupeiformes; Clupeidae.